AUGAAGUUAAAUGAGGUGUUCGGUGACAGGACGAGGAUCUGUGUCGCGGCCACUCAAGGUGGUCGUGCGCACAUGGAGGAUCGGAUUGCUGUUGAGGUCGUGCGUGGGGAUAAUGGCAUCGUCUCAUACACCUUCCUUGCUGUUUAUGACGGCCAUGGUGGUGGAGAGGCUUCGACUUUCGCAAGGGACUACCUUCACUAUCAUCUGCAGAAGGACCCACUGUUCGCAUCAGAUGAUGAUGACGAUAUUCUGAAAGCUAUCUGGAGGAGCUUUGUCCAAACGCACCAGGGGAUGCAACGGGUUGUCGACAUAUGGGACAAAACGGGCUCUGGUUAUCGUAGCACGGCUGGCACCACCGCAUCAGUUGCUAUUAUCAAGAACGGGAAGCUCUAUGUGGGCCAUGUAGGCGAUUCGCAAAUUACACUCGGCAAACGCUAUAGGUUUCAAGAUGUCAAAACUAACACGGUGCAGUGCGUGACGAGCGGCUUUGCGAUUACAGAGGACCACAAGCCUAACUAUGAUCCCGAACUCUCCCGCAUCCAUGCUGUCGGUGGACGAGUUGCUAGGAAGGAGAACGUGGCUCGUGUCGUUUGGAAGCGCGAAGCCCCAAAGAUGCAUCCAGGCAGCCCAACUAAAUACGAAUACAUUCCAUUUCUGGCGGUUGGCCGUGCUCUUGGCGAUUUGUGGUCUUGGAACCCAGAGACGAAUAAGUACGUCGUUUCCCCGUACCCUGAUGUGUCUGUAUACACGCUUGAUCCGGAAGAAGAUGUCUGUUUGGUUCUGGCUUCGGACGGGCUCACCGGUGUGCUCAGAGAACCUUAUUUGUUACCUGGGAUGAUCGACGAAUGUGAACACUUUACUUCGGAGAUAACUAACGCCGAUGCAUUGGAACGCACCAAAGUGUCCAGCUUCAAGAACCCGGCAAGGUAUCUACUGCAACAGGUCAUGCAGCGCAGCAGAGCUCGCGCGGAUAACGUUUCUGUGGUCACGGUGGUCUUUGAUCAUUUGGAUGCUGUGUUUCCCCUUGGGGGUAACCUUGUAAAUAGCAUUGGAUGUGAUACCUCCAUCGACCGUCUUUUGCGGGAGAACCCGGAUUCCAUGCUGGCUGUCCACACGCACUCUAGCUAUCUCUUUGAUACUGAAUACGUACCUAUCCGUUUCAACGACCCGGAAUACAAAGACUAUAAGACUGACUACGAAGGCCCAGGAUUUGUCUCAAAUGCGGAUGAGGCUAUGGCUGCACGGGCGUGGGACACUGUCAUGGAGGAGGAUUCCGUGGAAGAGGAUGCUGUGGAGAAGGUUACGGCGGCCAUUGCCGAAGCUCCAAUUGUCGAUCAUGAAAAGCUGUGGAAUGAGACUUAUGCGACUGUGCGCCGGAUGCAGUUUGCUGAAUGGCCAAAUGACAGUGUGGGCAAGUUUGGGCCAGAUAUUUGGUCGGAAGUGACACCGAUUUCUGAUGAUGCCGUCCAAGACGAUUCUUCUGGACCGGUCACCAGAAGCCGUGGCAAGCCUAACAUCGCCCUGACCGGCCGAACCGUCAAGAAAACGCCGUCUCCAAAGAACAAGAAAAAGCCAAUACGGUCUGCUGCUGACUACUUGAAGUCACGUGAAGGCGUCGCCAUGACCCCGAGCAGAAAACGUACGCAUGAGGGUCAGCCACGCAAUUCAGCCGAAAGUGGCCUAACACCACAUAUCUCCGUUAUGAACGUCAACAAUACCAAAGCUAUGAAAGUCGGAGCUGAAGCUGAGAGCGUGAUAUCGCUGAGUGGAACUUUGAAUCAAUCCUACGCCAAGGCCUCAUCUUCGGCUGAGCCUGACGCCAAGAAUGUCGUACAGAUUGUAGCGAUUGACCAAUCGGCUCUCGUAUGCACCCCGCAGAAGACACGCUCGCCAGCCCGCCCAAAUCGCAAAUUGACAUCUGCUCUUCGUAUGAAAAAUCGCACAGGACUACGCAACACACCGAAGCUGCCCCCCGGCGUGCCAGAGAUUACUAUCCAGCAGCGUUCGACACUGAGCCGCUCGUUCUGUGAGCCCGGCUCGCCCCUUCCCCGUUCUACCAAGGAUCCCGUAUGGACGCCGCCCCGUCCCCGCAUCUCCUACAGCACUUCCGCCAUCGACGAGCUGAAGAAAACAACUACUUUCGAUCCCGACGCCCAGGAGCCGGCCACGAAGCGCUCUCGCCUUUGGAAAUUCCUCAAGGGCUUUAUUGGCCUG
Messenger RNA from Mesorhabditis spiculigera, 2214 nucleotides. NCBI's taxonomy places the organism in Eukaryota, Metazoa, Nematoda, Chromadorea, Rhabditida, Rhabditidae. The record is from the annotation of a GenBank genome assembly.